Molecule: messenger RNA, 1301 nt
Organism: Amaranthus tricolor (Joseph's coat)
Lineage: Eukaryota; Viridiplantae; Streptophyta; Magnoliopsida; Caryophyllales; Amaranthaceae
Product: microtubule organizer protein 1-like
Exons: 5
Coding region: 250-882 (210 amino acids)
Source: RefSeq, a predicted model, not a curated record
GUUAAGGUUGUGUUGAAGAGUUUAGUAUGGAGUGAUGUUAAAGAAAUGAUUUCUAAUAAAAGUUUAAUUGAUACAAAAAAAAAUAAGUCAAAAAGGUAGCAACGUAGUGAAAAAAUAGCGAUAUUUAAUAAUUUCCUUUUCUUUUUUGAUAAAAUUAUGAUUUUUUAUAAGCAACUGAGAUGAAGCAAUAGUCGUUAGCUGCCAAAAUCUUUCCGCGGGAACUUUGAAAAGGGAGAAAUCGAGAAAACAAUGGACGACACUGGGGCGAUACUGCUCCAAAUUUCAACUUUAAAGGACAUGCUUGACAAGGUUAACGAUGAAAUUGAGGCGAACAUCCAAAUAACACGAGAAAUUGAAUCCGAAAUCGUUAAAAUUGAGGAAAUUGAGACUUCACUGGCUGCCAGAGAAUCUGAACUCUUAAAGCUGGUCUACUUAUCCCAGUAUGAACUCAGUGGUUUGGUGGCUGUUACAGUUAACUCAAGAAAAUCAGUAGCAGCUUUGGCCAAAGAGACUAAUCAACAGAGGAGGGAAAGAGAUGACAUGCUUGAAAAAUUGAACAAAAAACGAGAGGUUUUUUCUAAAGCAUGCAUUGAAUUUCAAAAGAGCAUAGAAGGUGAAAAUUGCAAUGAACUAAGGACCUUGUUGUCGAACAAAGAAUCUCUUGAAGAUGAUAUCCAUAAGCUUGAUCAGAAAGAUGCCUAUUUCCCAUGCUCAGUGUCAGCACUUCAUAAGGAGAUUCUUGAAGAUCUUCUUAGCUCUAAUUCUGACCUAGCAAGUCAGAUACAGGAAAGACAGGCUGAGAAUGAGCAAAUUGUGGAAGAAAUUGAGGAACUAAAGUCUGUAUUGCUUUCCGCAGUUUAUGAUGUUGAUGAUCCAUGGUGAUUACGGUUACAAUUAGUUGUAAGUUUAGUGGCAUCUAUCUCACUUCUUUUAUAUCAUUUUUGUAACUAUGAAACGUAAGUUGUUGCAGCAAUACUUACGAAAGGAAAAUUUCAAUGGCUUCCUAACGAACCAUUUUAUGUAUGUUCUACAAGACUACAACCAUUUUAUGUACGUUCUACAAGACUACAAGCAUUAAAAUAACCCACUUGUGAUCUCACAUCAAAAAAUUAGAGAGGUUGACUAUCAUAUAUAUAUAUAUAUAUAUAUAUAUUUGAUGGGCUACUCUUGAUACCAGUUAGUUUUAGGAUAGAACUCAUCGGGUUUAUGUGCAGUCAACUCUCCUCUUAUGUGGCGCAUCUUAUCGUGUACAAGCCCGUUAACAAAUUUAUCAUACCCCAUGCAUGAUAUGUAGGUGAUUU